AUGGCUGAAACGAGUGUUGAUUACUCCGAAAAAUUUAAAUUAAUAAAGGAUACAAGCGCAGAAUUCUUAAAAUUGGCAAUCCCUUUUGGGGAAUUUUUAAACGCCUCAUUAAAUAUUACAGGCAAGCCAGAUUCUGUUGAAUAUAAGGCGCUCAAAAAAAUGAAUUUUUAUUUCAAUUAUCAAUUAAAUCGACUUGAUGAAAGAAUUUCUUAUAGAUUCGAAGCUGAAGAAAUGAAUGCAGAAUUCUGGAAGUUUGACACUUUCAUAACUAUUCAAUUAGAUGUACUUACCAGGAAAAUCCCAUACUUCACAGACCCUACAAUUGCUAAGACUAAUGAUGCAAUAAGAGAUCUUUUAGCAUAUUGUCUUGGCACUAAUGGGAUCGAGGAAAUGGCUGAGUAUAUGAGAAAGCGUAUAACAUUUGGAUGCUCCUUCGACAACACUAAAGUAUACGAAAAAAUAACGAAAAUUUUUAUAAAUCUAGAGGGUCGUUUUAAAAUUAAAGUAUGGGAUGGCCAUGAAAAGAAACUUAAAAAAAGUAAAUUUAAUCAUAUUUCUAAGUGUUUUUGGAAGUAAUUUUUAGUAAAUUUCUGAUAAUUUAUUUUUGAAUAUUGAAACAAAAAUGUGUCUGGAAAUUAAAAAAUUUCUGUAAAAUAAUUUUUUGAAUUUUUUAUUAAUUACAAAUAAAUUGAUAAUUUUUAAAGGAAUCCUUAAUAAUAUUUACUCAAUGCCCGCUUAUAAAACUUUUCAAAUAUUUGAAAAUAUUGAACAAUCUAUAAAUGGCAAGUUUUACUACAUAUUAUGAGUUUUAUUUAAAUAAUAAAUGAUCAAAAGAAAAAGGCCAGAUUACGCAUCCAAUCAACCUUCACCCAUCUAAAUAAUAAAAAGAUUAUCCGUUUUUGGCAUCCAAUUGCAUUUUUAUGCGUCCUUUAAUAUUUUUUAAGUACCCGGUUCUGCACUCUAGUACCACAAAAUCUAUGGGAAAGAGAUCUACUUACCUGUCAUUCUACACACACGAUACCGACCAUAGGUUCUAACACAAAGAACCGAGUACUUAUAAAAUGUCAUUGGACGCUUAAUCAAAACAAAAGCUAAACAAGAAUUUUAUUGUUAAAUUAUUAUUAAAAUUACAUUAAAAAAUUAAAUUAAACAAUAAUAGGUAUACUAAUUUUCUUAUUAUUUUAAAUAUUUUUACAAAGUUUUUAAAAUAAAAAAACAUUUUUAGCUUGCGAAAAUCUAGUAAAAACUUAAAAAUCUAUCGUUUUUAUCUAGAUUUUGAAACUUUCGAAUCAGCAAUUGAACAUAUACAUAAAUUGACAAGACUUAAAAAAUUACCAGAUCCUGCUAAUAGAUGCCUAACAGAUGCUGUUAUAAACGGAAACAAAUAUAAUAGAAUUAAAAUUUCAUUAUUCGAAGCUCUAGUUCAAAUCGAGCUUUCAAG
Messenger RNA from Meloidogyne enterolobii, 1441 nucleotides. The record is from the annotation of a GenBank genome assembly. NCBI's taxonomy places the organism in Eukaryota, Metazoa, Nematoda, Chromadorea, Rhabditida, Meloidogynidae.